Durusdinium trenchii is the source of this 1578-nucleotide messenger RNA. NCBI's taxonomy places the organism in Eukaryota, Dinophyceae, Suessiales, Symbiodiniaceae. The record is from the annotation of a GenBank genome assembly.
AUGCUGAGACUUCAUUUGACCGCCAACAGCCGAGGCCAUGAUCAGAUGUUUGAUGCAAGGAUGGCGCCACCCUGCUCAGCCGGCCGGGGACCUGACCAGAAUCACCUCAAGUGCGAUCCUUGUGGACCGGGGCUUUAUGGAGUCCAGGGCUUUUGCCAAGCAUGCCCUCCAGGUUCAAUUCCAUCUGAAGACCGCGGCACAUGUGAAGACUGUCCCAUGUUCCACUAUUCCACGAGCGGUGUCGACCAGUGCGUGGCCUGCAGCUUCCCGUUGGCGUUGGUGGACAACCACUGCGUGUGGUGGCACUUGCCACUUUUGGCACUUGGCUUGGGAGGCUUUGUGGUGGCCGCUCGCUUACUCUGGUCGGUGCUCCGUGCUCGACGAGCUCAAAGAAUUGAACGUGUCCUGGAGGAAGUCUAUGAGCACCUGUGGGAUGAGCGGCCGCAGAUCAUGUCCACGUACUCCAAGAAGUUGAGUCGUCUUGGGCUAUUGGCGACGGAGUUGGAGCAACAUCUUGCAGACAUGCGUGCCCUGCAGAGUAAAAGAGCCGGUGUGAGUCUGAGGUACCUCCUUUCAGCUGAUUUUGCCCAACUGGCCAUGCAACGCACCGGCAGAGAUGACCCCACCUUUAUGGACAUGAAGAGCGCCUUCUGGCUGUCAAAGGACCCCAUCGGCCAAGACAUCAUUUGCCCUCGCGACGGCCAAGCGGGUUGCGCUCUGGUGGAUUGGAUGCCGGUUGAUGAGCGCCGCGAACAGACGCACUAUUUGAGCUGGACCUGGCAAUACAGCCUGCAGCAGGUUCGAUGCGCCUUGGACAUGUUCCACAACAGAACUGCUGGUUUUCAUUGCUACUUCUACAUGUGCUUCUUUGUGAACAACCAGUUCCGAAUCAUAGUUCAACAGACUAGCAGUGGGAGCGACAAUCUGGAAGAUGUGUUUGAAAGCAACCUCAAGCGGAUCGGCAAGAUGGUCGCCAUUUUAGAUACAUGGGACCAGCCUGUGUAUUUAUCUCGAGUGUGGACCGUUUACGAGCAGUAUGUGGCCUCCACAAUUCAAGUUGAGGUGCAAUUCAUCAUGCCGAAGGCUGCCGCAUUGCGCUUGCGACAGCACAUCGCCUCGGGCUCCGAAGGCAUCGACGAAGUGAUCGAAUCCCUCAGUCAGGUGGAUUCGAAGCAAGCCAAAGCGUGGGCGGUGGAGGAUGAACGCAAAGUGACACUUGCAUUGUGCGGAGACGGUGGGCUUCCAAUACGUGGAUUCUCACGUGACGGAUGUCAUGAUCACGUGGAUUGGAACAGUCGUGGAGCAGACAUUUCGACAGUUGCUGGAGACCUCGCGGGCGAAGAAGCAGCAUCGCUACGAGCUCCAGUCGUCGGCCGGGUAAGAAUGCAAGACUCUGAACCGAGGAGGAGCAGGUCUUUUCAGUUGUGCAGGAGCUGCCUUGCAGGAAAUCGAAUUCUGCAGAGCCCAUCUUCGGUUGCGACUCUGCGCCCCCCUGGACAGCCCUGCAGGCUGUCCUACUGGGCGCCGCUGUGCCAGAAGCGCCCAGUGAACUGCCCAGGUGAUUUUUUUGAAUUUUAA